AUGACUAACUUCACUGACAUGUCUACGAUCGUACCGGCCGAAAUGACGCAAGUCACCGCCAUGGCCGGCGAGCAUUUCAUAUCAUUCCCGUUGAACUCAAGGUUUCAUUUUGCUGAUGGAGUUCCUAGACUCCCACGUGACUGCGCUGAGAUUCAGACUGGUGGACUAUCCCAUCUCAGUGGAGUGUAUCCCAUCUAUCCCGAUGGAGAUGGUGAUGAUCCUCUCUUUGUUUACUGUGAUAUGGAAACGGACGGAGGUCGCUGGACGGUAUUCCAGCGUAGACAAGAUGGAUCCGUUGACUUCUCUCUUUACUGGUCCGAGUACAAAAACGGUUUUGGAAACGUUUCCUCCGAGCACUGGCUCGGUAACGACAACAUCCACCGUCUUUCCCGUAAUAAGACCUACGAGCUACGGAUCGACCUCGAAGACUUCGAUGGACAAACGCGCUAUGCCACCUACAGCAAUUUCAGUAUUGCAGACGAGGUCGCAAAGUACAUCCUGGCCCUUGGCAGCUACUCCGGAGACGCAGGUGACAGUAUGUCGUUUCAUGCAGGUUAUCCGUUUAGUACACUGGACCGCGAUCAUGAUAAUUCAGGGGGACACUGCGCCGGUCGUUACAAAGGAGGCUGGUGGUACAAUAAGUGCCUUCGUGCUAACCUCAACGGCCAAUACCUGAAUGGUCUAACAGGGAUGUACCACAAGGGUGUGCUCUGGGUUGAAUGGCGCGGUUAUAAAUACUCCCUCAAGAAGACGGAGAUGAAGCUUCGCCCGACGUAAAUAACAAACGCCUGUCAUAAGAAGGUGCCGGUUUGCCGCGGGUUUCGUAGAACACACCUUAGAGCACCACACUUAAUGUUCUGUAUCUUGUCACACAUAGCUUCUCAGGCAUUUUUCCUUUGAUAAAGACACCAAUUACAACACCCUCAAAACAGUGUUACUCAUUUUAGUAUUGGUUUAACGUGAAGGCAGUUAUGCCGCGUUGCUGUAACAAGUGUUCAAAAAUAAUCACUUAAAUAGAUAUAUAAUCCUACAUUGUCGAGGGUAAUUCAGGGAAAAAGCACUGUAAUGUUUCUUACGGCUGUUUGAAAGAAGGAAACCUCAAUUAGAUCAUUGCAUGAUUUAAUUAUUUUCUCCAAGAAUUUUAACAAAAAGGAUGCAGUGAAUUAUAUAUAUGUAAAUAUAUUGUAAUUCUGUAAUAUUGUAAUUCUAUUAUUGCAAAAUUGUGUCCUGAAGUAUGUUAAACUUUAACUCAUGUCAGUGUAUUUUACUUGAUGGUCGGAUGCCCACAAUUAUACAAUUUUUCACACAACUGCGCCAGGAGUGACAAUUUUGACAGACAUA
Strongylocentrotus purpuratus (purple sea urchin) is the source of this 1341-nucleotide messenger RNA. Its product is annotated as ryncolin-1-like. The record is from RefSeq and is a predicted model, not a curated record. Lineage: Eukaryota; Metazoa; Echinodermata; Echinoidea; Camarodonta; Strongylocentrotidae. Bases 1 to 777 code for a protein of 258 amino acids. The transcript is spliced from 4 exons.